AAAGGAGCCGUUCAUGACCCUGGAAUUCACUGUCACAAACAGAGCCCCAGCUGGUGACUCCAGACCUGGAGUGUAAUUUGACUCAUUUGAGAGUUUAGAAGCAGCCAGAGCCUUCCCCCUACAGCUCCUCUGGGGGGGGGGGAGGGGGGGGAAGGGCAUGAGACAGGUCACUUUGCCCAAAUGACAAGUUGGUGAUGACCCGGGACUCUGUUGUGAUGCAGUGAUUGUUGGGUCAGCCCCCAGAGGUCGCAGCAUUUCACACCAGGCUGUCGCCCAGAGCACAUGGCUGCUGCCUGUGGGUCUGAGUACAGGGACCAGGGUGAUGGAGCAGGGCCUUUGGGAUCAACCUGCUUCCAUUGCUAAAGGGAACGUGAGACACAGAAGGAUGAAGGAAAGUAUUCUUGUCCAACUCCAACGUGAUCUCUUAUUUCUGUUGAUUUGAUCACUGCAGCUUGUCUGUCAGAAGUAGUAAGAGAACCUGUUCCUAUCAAGAGGUAAGGAAUGCACCUUCUCCUAGCAAUGGAGUGGAAACUAACCAAUCUCAGUGUACUUUCAGGUGAAGGAAGUGAAUCUAGCCUUUGCUGUCAAAGGCUACAAGCAGUUUCAUAAGAAUAAAGCAAGAUACAUAACCAAAGCUUCUGAGGUUACAGAAGUAUUGACUUGUUCUAGCCAAGAAUAAGGAAAGCACUUAUACCUACUAGAUUAACAGUACAGCUGAUUGUAUGGAGAGAAAGAGAUAAACCAAUCCAGCAAUUCACCACACAGAAGAAGGUCAUAUUUCAAGAUGCAAGGAUGACACAUGGCUGUAGUUUACGGGAAGGAAUUAGCGGAUCCAUCCUUUUAAGGAGGUAAGAAAUAUGGGAAUGAUGUAUUGUAAUAGUCAAUGGUUCUGGUCAUCCUUUCAGGUGGAAGGAAGGUAACUGAGGAAAUCUUCAUCUCUCUAAAGAGCACAAGAAAUUGCUGUACUGAAUAAAGCACUAAAAAUGGGAGCUACCUGUUCAGAUGAAAGGAAAGUAGUUGGUAAUUCUAACCAAUGAUGAUGAUCUCUGCUCCUUUUUCCUUCCCAGAGAAGGCCAUUGCUUGUUCCUACAAGGAUGUAACAGGGAAGUUAUUUCAAAGAACAAGUGCAACUAACCAGAGUGUGAAGAUGAGCAUUGAGCCUGUUCUUGCAUUUGUAGAGAGGAGUUGUCCAGCUGAUUCUAUUUGUGCCUAAUUGAUCAUUGUUGCUUAUUUUUCAGAUGUCAAGAACUAAGUGGAACUGAUCAUUUCUAUCAAGAGGUAAGGAACGCACCUCCUCACAGCAUGGAGGCAGGACUUAAAGGCUCUUUUUCUAUUUUCAGGUGAAAGGAAGGUCUUACCAUUCAAGGGAGGAUGAGAGGCUGCUGAAUUUAAGAAAAAAGAAGUCAGACAGGUUUUGCUCUUCUGAGAUAUGAAGAGACCAGGUGGUCAUUUCUACCAGGGAGAAGUGAGGCUUAGUGGCAUGGCUGUCCUGGGCAAGGAGACAAAAAAAGCCACUUCAAGUAGUUCAGCUAGUUGCAAAUCUGAAUCAAGUCAGCAGAACAUAAGACAUGGAGAUGAGAGAAAUUCAGAUGAGUUGAACGUUGAGGUUGUGAAAUCUUCAGGAAGUUGCUAGAAGAUCUGGGAUAUCUACAGAAAGGAAACAAGCAAAACUCAUCACUGUUACCAAGAGGAGGAGAGUUACAGAUGCUCAGGAUUUGAGUAGAAAGGAACAGGGACGGAGCUGAACAGAUCCAACACCUUAAAGGACGAUUGGAUCUCAAAAUAUGAAAGACCCUUCAUUCAAUAAAGCAACAGGAUUGGCUCUGAGGAGCGGUAAGCAACAUUUGGGCAGCGCCGGAGGACUCUGCUCCAGUCCAAGGGCUUGGGGAUGUGGCUGGAAUGGCGCCCGACUCCUGUGCUUUGCCGCCAUUAGCUGGGUGCUCGUGACUCAGAUGGAAGUGGGAGCCUGGACCUACCAUUAUGGAGACAAAUCUGAUUACUCCUGGGAGCUGGCCAGAAACUUUUGCAGGUCAUUCUACACGGACCUCAUAGCAAUCCAGAACCAGAGGGAAAUUGCUUAUCUCAACAGUGUCUUACCCCACUCUAGAACAUACUACUGGAUUGGGCUACGAAAGAUAAAAAAUGUCUGGACGUGGGUUGGUACCAACAAGGCCCUGACGAAGGAGGCUGAGAACUGGGCUAACAGGGAACCCAGCAAUAAAGGGAGGAACCAAGACUGUGUGGAGAUUUACAUAAAGAGAGACCUUGAUGCUGGAAGGUGGAACGAUGAGCACUGCCAAAAGAAAAAGAGGGCUCUGUGUUACCAAGCGUCUUGCCAGCGUUCCUCCUGCAGCCAGCGCGGCGAGUGCGUGGAGACCAUCGGGAACUACACCUGUGAUUGCUACCCUGGUUUCUACGGGCCGGAGUGUGAACACGUUGUGAGGUGCAAAAACCUUCACCCCGGGCCUGACUGCAGUCAUCCCCUGGGGGAAUUUAGCUACAACUCCACAUGCAAGUUCCAGUGCCAGGAGGGGUUUGAACUGCAAGGGCUGGACACGGUGCAGUGCUUGGCGUCGGGGAACUGGACAGCAGCAGCUCCGGAGUGUGCAGGAGCCGCAGAAAAUACUGCUGCUGUCUUUGUGGUGAAUCAGACACCCCCCUCUAUCUGUGCAAUGGAAGGGUCAGAGUUCACCAUCGAGUGUACAUUCAACAUAAGCAAUAAUUCAAUCAAGUGGUUUGGUGAAUGGAAUAAAACCAGAAUCAAUGUAACAGAAAAGGUGUCCAGUGGAACAGAUCGAAUCAUAUCAUCAGCAGAUAAAGAAAAGAGGUCUCUUUCCCUCACUGUGAAGAAAGCCGACGUCACUGAUUCUGGAACCUACGUAUGUUGGGUUGGGAGCAAAGAUCGGAUAUUUCCUGGGAAUGGAACCCAAGUGACCAUCGAUGGAACCUACGUGUGUGAGGUGGGGACCACAGCAAGGAACCUCCCUGGGAAUGGAACAGGAACCCAAGUAACCAUCGAGAAACCACUUCAAAGCAGGUCAGAGGCAGAGAUGAAUCAGAUGGAGAUGUCUUCUCCUCCACCAGCUAAUGAGGUGACUUACGUUGACUUCAACUUCCACAAAAAGGAUGCAAAAGCGGAGGAAGAGGUUGUUUACAUGGAAGUGAAGAUACAGCCAAAACAGAGAGAUGACAAUGACAUCUACGCAAAAGUCAAACCUCAUCAGCGCUAG
Messenger RNA from Mauremys mutica (yellowpond turtle), 3230 nucleotides. RefSeq names its product L-selectin-like. The transcript is spliced from 15 exons. NCBI's taxonomy places the organism in Eukaryota, Metazoa, Chordata, Testudines, Geoemydidae. Bases 1785 to 3230 code for a protein of 481 amino acids. The record is from RefSeq and is a predicted model, not a curated record.